AUGCACGUAAAUCUCCCAAAAAUCAUAGUACUCCACAGGCCAUACUAUUGCUUUAUCCAACAUACAGAGUCCUAUUCACCUCUGACCGUUGCCCUUCAAACCCUAUCCUCUGUUUCUCCCAUCUCCAGCUCCAAAGUGGCGACUUUUCUCUCUUCCUUCGCCCCCGCGGCCAUCGCCAUUAUUCUUACCUCUCCCUUUCCUUCUCUAGCUACACUUCCCCUUGCCCCGCAGACCUUCUCCACUUCCUCCACCACUCCCUACUCCCAAUCUAAGAGUUUGAAAUUAGGAUUGGAAGAUGGAAAGAUUAGGGCUUGUCCGUCAACUAAUCCAAGUUGUGUUUCUACUAACCCGCUGUCGUCUUCCUUUGCUUUUCCAUUGGUGAUUCCCCAGGGCUCUUUACAGAAUGCAGUGCAGAAACUGCGGAAUGCGAUAGUCGGCACACAAAGCAAUGUGAAGUUUGAGGUCGAUGUGGAAACCCCAUUCGGUAAAUCGAAUAUUUAUUUAGCUGAUUAUGUUGCAUCUUCAAUCUGUUUUCUUCAAAAUGUGGAGGCUUUCCAGUUUUAUUUGCAAGCCUAAAUGAUUCAGAAAGUCUGGAUGGGUUGUUUAGGAAUAGAUUUAGUUUAUGUUUG
This is a messenger RNA of Phalaenopsis equestris, 629 nucleotides long. Its product is annotated as thylakoid lumenal 17.9 kDa protein, chloroplastic-like. The record is from RefSeq and is a predicted model, not a curated record. Lineage: Eukaryota; Viridiplantae; Streptophyta; Magnoliopsida; Asparagales; Orchidaceae. The coding region runs from base 1 to 576 and encodes 191 amino acids. The transcript has 3 exons.